Molecule: messenger RNA, 744 nt
Organism: Orbicella faveolata
Lineage: Eukaryota; Metazoa; Cnidaria; Anthozoa; Scleractinia; Merulinidae
Product: copper chaperone for superoxide dismutase-like
Biological process (GO): superoxide metabolic process
Molecular function (GO): copper ion binding
Source: RefSeq, a predicted model, not a curated record
GGCGAUGUACCCGUCCCAGGCUAGCUCAACUAUCGCAAUUCCAAUAUGGCUACCAACCCAACAACCACGAAGAUGGAGUUUGCUGUGCAAAUGACAUGUCAGAAGUGCGUAAAUGCAAUUCACAAUUCGCUUCAUGGAGCAGAGGGUGUUAAGUCAUUUACAGUGGAUCUGGAUACAGAGCAAGUCAUUGUCGAGACCACACUAUCAACAGCGCAAGUCCAGAAGAUGAUAGAAAACUCAGGACGAACGGCCAUAUUACGUGGUCUUGGUGCCACAGAAACACAACCAAAACACUUAGGAGCUGCUGUGGUUGAGAUGCGUAGUGGGAAUAUUCUUGGUGUCACCAGAUUUGUUCAGCUAUCUGAGGAUCUCUGUGUGAUUGAUGGCACAAUUGAUGGUCUUACUCCAGGACUCCAUGGGCUCAACAUUCAUGAAUUGGGAGAUCUGUCACAGGGAUGCAGUAGCACUGGUGAUCACUAUAAUCCCAGAAAUUGUAAACAUGGAGCACCGGAGGACAGUGAGAGACAUGUUGGAGACCUUGGUAAUAUACUAGCAGACAAGAACGGCAGGGCUUCUUUUCGAUUAGAAGAUAAAACUGUGAAGGUUUGGGAUAUAAUUGGCCGAUCACUAGUUGUACACCAUGGAGAAGAUGAUUUAGGUCGUACCGAUAAUGCUGUGUCAAAAAUAACAGGAAAUUCAGGCCCAGGGUAAGGCAAUCUAAGCUAUUGAUUCAUAGGAUUUGGA